Molecule: messenger RNA, 4694 nt
Organism: Anguilla anguilla (European eel)
Lineage: Eukaryota; Metazoa; Chordata; Actinopteri; Anguilliformes; Anguillidae
Product: spermatogenesis-associated protein 2-like
Exons: 4
Coding region: 616-2184 (522 amino acids)
Biological process (GO): protein K63-linked deubiquitination; protein linear deubiquitination; regulation of tumor necrosis factor-mediated signaling pathway
Cellular component (GO): cytoplasm
Source: RefSeq, a predicted model, not a curated record
AGGCAAACAUGACCAACAAGUCACCGUCUGCAUGGAAACCCACGCAUGCGUAUUUCAAGGAAGGGAAUUUUCAGCGGACUGUGAAGAAGUAGGUAAAUACCUCUAAAUAUACGGAAGCAAGUCAUAGCCCCGUCUUCGCCCCUCUUCUUGAUAGACGGUCAGUUUCGCUUUGGAAAUCCUUGGUUUCCCUGAGUGAUCCUGUCUUCAUGAUGCCCUCACACUGAACAGGGGAGAACAAAAUUCGGGGAACCCCACCGUCCCUUGAGCGCUCUGCAUUCCAUUGAGCUGUCCUGGGACCUGUGGAACCUUAACAGUCCCGCCUGUGUCGUUCACAGGCUUGUUGUCCCAUCCUCCCCAUGCAUGCUCAUCCAUAGCCGGGGGGAAUCUCAGGGAAAUCCCACAGCAGAGAUAAGUACACUGGCGCCACCUAUUAGAAAGGAACAGACAAUCCCAAGCCCUUAAAAGGCCUAACCCAGGAGGUGGGGAGGUUGUGGAUGUGGGCUCCAGCCUGUGGGUGUAGUUGUGGUCACUCCCCCAGCGGAGCUGUGCACAGGGCAGAGCAGGAGAUGGCUCGGGAGCCCCAGUGAGUAGUGCGGGGCCGAGCUGCCGUUGCUAAUGGAGGCCAAGGUGGCGCGGGAUCGCGAGGAGCUCUUCAGGAAGUACGCGCGGUCCCUGGAACGCCGGGCGGAGGAGGGGCCGGGCAGCGAGCAGCCAUCAGGGGAGGCGGAGCUGGAGGCGGGGCUGCUGGUGGAGGCAGCGGCCCUGAUGGGGGCCUACCGGGCAGAUCCGAGCCAGCGGUUCAAGCUAGUGCGCUUCUAUGAGGUAGCGGAGAACGCUCUGCGGGCCCCCAGGGGCCCUGGACUGCGUGGGCUGGAGAGAGCCUUCGCCACGCUGGAGACCGUCUGCGCAAACCUGCUGCUCUUCCCCUGGAAGAAGGAGUUCCGUUGCAUAAAGACGUUUACAGGCCCGUACGUGUACUACCUUCAGGGGGCGCUGUGUGAGGCUGAUCUGCGCUCUCUGCUGCUCCUGAUGGGCUACUCCAGGGAGCAGGAGCUGCAGUUUCAGGCGCGCGACCAGCGGGGGGAGCCGUCGCACCUGCGGCAGCUGGCCUUCGAGCUCUUCCUGGCGAGGGCGGAGUGCCAGCUGCUGGCAGAGGCGGUGGCUCUGGUGGGAGACGGGGCAUCAGAAGCAGAGGUUGUAGAGGCACGGCGGGUAGGGUGUGAGGGGAUGGGGUCUGGGGACGGCGGUCUGGUGACGGAGGCAUCGCGGCUGUCGGUGCGGCCGGUGGAGAGGGGGCGGGGCUGUCUGAGGCGGGGCAGUGCCGGGGCGCGGCCGUCCCGCUCGGUGGAUGUCACGGACGGGGCGGGGAGCUGGCAGCCGCCGCCGUCCCGACCCAUCCUAAGGGCCUCGCUUAGCCUACGCAAAGAGCCGCUCUACACUGACGUCCAGGAUGACCUCAAGGACGAGAUCCUCCACCCUGCCCCCAGCCCUGCUCUCUUUUCCGCCCCCAGUUCUGCUCCAUCCCCCUCGGCCGAGGUCUACCCCUACCCCCUCUCCUCUCUGGACGAUGUGGACCUCUACACUGAGUGUGGGGUGUACCGCCAGCCCCUAUCCCGCCCACCCAGCCGGGAGCCUCGGGACAGCUGGGGGCCGAAGCCCCUCAGCGCCACCAAGUGCCAGGGGUGUGGGCGGGGCUACCCCAGCCUGGCUUCCUGCCACAGGUGUCACUUGAUCCUGUGCUCCUCCUGCCAUGCCCAGGACCCCUCCCCCUGCUGCGGUGGCCCCUCCCCCUCCCCCCGGCCCCUGGACGGCUACCUGCCUGCCAAAGAGAAGCAGCAGCUGUCUGUCUACACCAACAACCACGGCCACUCCCACUCUCUUAGUAACAACCACACGCACUCCCAUUCCCCAUUGCCAGAGAAGCCAUUGACAGUGUCCAAGCUCUAUCACGGAAAGCCUUUGGUUACCCUGGGAAACGGUGGAGGGGGCGGGUCACGGUGUGGUUUCUGCAACAAGCCGGCAGCCUCGCACACUUGCAUGAGCUGCUCCAAGGUGUCCUGUGAUUCCUGCAUUGGCCUCUACGCCGGGGACACCUGCAGCCGCAAGAACGUGCAUCACACCUUCAUCUCCAACCACCAGCUCAACUACAAAGCCAGCACUAAUGCCCACACCAUCUACCGCUGAACCACCCUCCAUCACAAACCCUCCAUCACACACUGUACCACCAUCUCCCCUCAUGGCUUUUGACAGAUGCUUUUACAGCCAUCUAUCACACCUUGUACCUUCUUCUAUCACACCCUGUACCUUCAUCUGUCAGACCCUGUACCUUCUUCUGUCACACCCUGUACCUUCAUCUAUCACACCCUGUACCUCAUUCUAUCACACCUUGUACCUUCAUCUAUCACACCCUGUACCUUCUUCUGUCACACCCUGUACCUUCAUCUAUCACACCCUGUAUUUUCUUCUGUCACACCCUGUACCUUCAUCUAUCACACCCUGUACCUUCUUCCGUCACACCCUGUACCUUCAUCUAUCACACCCUGUACAUCUAUCACAUACUGUACCUUCAUUUAUCAUGCCUUUUAUUGCUAAGGAUGUAUGACAUGCUGUCAGCCUGCUUGUUUGCAGUUGUUUGCUAAUCAUGAGGAAGCCAUCACCUUGGGGUCACUCAUCAUGUCCACUUCUCUCCUUCACGCCUCUCUGUAGUCCUUGUGCUCUCAUCUCUGUCCAUCCUGUAAUCCAAUUGGAUGUGACCCUGUUGCGCUUUCGACUUGAAGCCUACUCUACCCACAAAAAUUUGAUGUAAUAAAAACUUGCUUGAAAUAUUCUGCCCACCCCCAUCCCCUCCUGCCCUUGUUUUGGUGUCUGUGAUGUCUGACACUUCUUUCAACCUUGGAACACUGGCUUUUUUGUGUGGGGGCGGUUGGCAAGUUCCAAAAAUUACAUUUGUUAUGCAACAAAAGGACAAACAAAAAUCCAGCCCAAAUUUUUUCUGACCCAUACAUGCACAACCUAAUAUGUUAUGAAAUUACAAAACUCACUGUGGAACAGAAAUGCACAGGUGUGUGGCACUUGGCUGCGGUAGACCCUGAGAUCAGCCAGACCUUCCCAUAAUCCAGCCAGCAAGCACUAUGUCUAAAACCAUUAACUGAUCCAGUAUCGCUGGUCCUGAUAGCACUGCAAAAUGGGUAUGAAACCUGCUGUCUGGUUUCCCGUAACGAGGUAGCAACAGUACUGGGUUUUGUUUGGCUCUGUCUCAAAUGGCUUAUUUGUUCACUUUGUCUAUUCCUUACAUAGUGUAUAAUAUGUAGUGCAUUAUAUGAGGGGUGAGUGUAUGCUUAAUUGUUCACAAACUCACAUUUAAUGCUAGCUAGCUAGACAUUUCUGGCUAGUUAGCGUUGUGUGUUUCUUAUACUAGUGUUAAUGAAGCAUCCAUAGGAUACCGCUGCCUUCCCUUCUAUAGCAUAAUAAAUACAGAAACAAAUGUCAUUAAAUUUGACUUUGUUUUAAUCGAUAUAUAGACAUUGUGGUUACGGAUGGAAAAGCAAUUGCUAAAGCAAGAAAUUCUGCCACCUUAGUAGGAUUGUUUUUUUUUUCCGCCAGCAUUUGCACUGCAUUUUGGGAUACACUGCUACUGUACUACUUAAUUUGGAACUAGUGGACCAUUUGAAACCCAGUCUUGAUCUUACCCAGUGUGAAAAGGCACACAGUGUUUGCUUUAUAGGCCUGUAGUAAAUAAAAUACUUUCUGUUCUUCCUUGGGCAAAUUCACUGGAUAAAUGUGAGUACUGCUAUUUAUUGUAAGCGUUUCAAAUGUACAGUUCAGCAUUUUGCCAUGAAAAAGGAUUAAAUUUAUUCUUGAAUAAAGUGACGAUAUGUUGAAAACGUUUAUGUUUUGAAAUGGGACACUUUCACAGGUCUGUGUAGACUUUUUUUAGUCUUUGUAAGCCUCCGGGAAGUCAUGCAUUAUUAAUGUAUUGGUUUUGUCUGCAUGACAUCGCUGUCGUUCACAAGCACUUGUCCAAGAACUGGUUGGCUUAAAGUCAGAUGAUGUUUGUGCUCUAUCACAUUUGAAGAUAGGAUUUUGCAAUACCUAAAUCGUCAUCCAUUGCAAAGACUUGCAUGUGCUUAUGACAGUUUUAUAAAGAUGUUAUGACAUGAGUAAUUGCUUUAUGAAGGUUUCAGGAUAGCACACUUUGUAAAAGGUAGUUUCCAGAAAUAAGGCAUAUGGGACAUUUGAGUAGACAUGAGGUACCCAUGUGUUGGGCUGGGCCUCUAGCUCCUGAAGGGUCAUAGUGUGUGUUUGCCUCCACCCCUCUGAUCUUACGCCCAGCUACCCCUUUCUAAUGCUCUGUACUGUGGCCUGUCCACAGCUAUAUGUGUGUAUGCAUGUGAUUAUGCACGUGUAAAUGUGUUUGUGUGAUCAUACGUAUUUGUGUGCACAUAUGUGUAUGGAUUUUGUGUGCACGUGAACAUGAAUGCGUGUUUGGUUAUAGAUGUGAGCAUAUGUGUUUGUGUGUGUGUGUGUGUGUGUGUGUGUGUGUGUGGGGGGGGGGGGGGGGGGUUAAGGCACCUGGGACACUCUGACUCUCCAGGGGGACUCUCUAUAGGCCUGCUGUCUGCUAUACUGAAUCUGCAGUGCUGUAAUGUGGAUUUAAAUACUGCAAUAAAAAUCUUAGUGUGUACAUAAUGUUA